Molecule: messenger RNA, 663 nt
Organism: Perca fluviatilis (European perch)
Lineage: Eukaryota; Metazoa; Chordata; Actinopteri; Perciformes; Percidae
Product: zinc finger BED domain-containing protein 4-like
Exons: 2
Coding region: 19-663 (214 amino acids)
Molecular function (GO): protein dimerization activity
Source: RefSeq, a predicted model, not a curated record
GAUGAGGGAAUCAAGAACAUGAAAGGCACCCUCCUUGAGGCUGUGAACAGACGUUUCAGAGACGUGGAAUCUGAGCCAAUAUACUCUGUGGCAACGCUCCUGGAUCCAAGAUAUAAAGACAGGUACUUCACAAAUGCUGAAACCUCAAAACAUACAAAGGAUGCAUUAAUGGCAGAAGUAAGGAAGAUGGAAGAAAUGUUGAGGAAGACCACAUCAGAAGCCUCAGAGCCACGAGAGGGGACAUCGUCUGAAUCAGCAGCCUCAGAGCCAGCAAAGAAGACUCCACGGGUGGAUGCUGCAAGCAAGAGCAGACUUGGAAGUGUUUUUGAGGAAAUCCUGGAGGAAAGCACAGUAGAACCUGGUCCUGAGUCAACCACAAGUGCAAGCAUUGAAGUGCAGACCUACCUCAGCGAGCCAACUAUUCUGCGAUCGGACAAUCCACUACUGUACUGGAAAGUUAACCAACCUAGACUGCCCUCCCUGACGGUCACAGCAACUAAAUUUCUCUGUGCACCUUCAACAAGUGUGGAGAGCGAGAGGCUCUUCAGCACAGCCUCCAUUAUCAUUGAUGAACGGAGAAGCAGGCUGACAGCUGAGAAGGCUGACAUGCUAAUCUUUCUAAAGAAAAAUUUGCCCAUCAUGUUAAAAAGUGAACACACUUAA